Molecule: messenger RNA, 1756 nt
Organism: Klebsormidium nitens
Lineage: Eukaryota; Viridiplantae; Streptophyta; Klebsormidiophyceae; Klebsormidiales; Klebsormidiaceae
Source: the annotation of a GenBank genome assembly
AUACUGACAAGCUACCGUCAGUGAAUACCGAAAGUGAUGAGCAGCACAGUCCAGACAAUGGCAGGCAACGAGAUCACGUCCACAUUAUGGGCGCAAUGUUAGAUCGGAGUCAACAUCAUGGGACGAGGGAGUCAAGGGAGCAAGAAAGCCAGGACCUGGAUCCCUGACGACGUUGCUUCUGUCUACAAGCUUCUUCUGCUAGUCCUUGUGCCUCUCGCCGUGCUCCAAGGCCUCCCUCUGAUCUCCAAAGUGAGGAUUCCAUCUGUCUUCGAGGCCGCCGCGAAAGUUCACCCAAAAGCUGACGAUCUCCCUCACCAGGGUCCAGGUAGCGGGCAACUUAGCAAUGAUCCACUUCCUGUUUCAAAGGCCGUCAAUAUGCUGACCUUAAAGUCUGAAUGCCUUCAGAGCAUGGGAAGUUGGCAUUAUCAACCGACCCCGAGAGAUAUUGCAUGGGACGUCACAUGCAGGAAGGAGCUUCAAACAUGUGACCUAAGCUACAUGGCGCAGCUCAGCAUAAACCGCACGGGUCAUUUGGGGAAGCUUGCAGGGCAGGCGCAUUGGUUUGUGAGAGAUGGUCUGAAGUUUCGCUGGGAUACCGAGUCGCAGGACUGCCCGAUGUUGCCGGUGAACAGGACAAACUUCUGCCAUCUCAUUGGCCCCGGACAAAGAAUCCUUGUUCUUGGGGAUUCCAUGAGUGAGCACUUCGCGGUCGCGCUUAAGAGCCACCUCCACUGGACCUUUGGCAACAAGGCCGAGACAAGAACGCUCUCGUCAAACGAUACUACCUGUACUCCUGCUCGGGACCUCUGUGCUGACGUGUUUCUUACGUCUGCACACGAUACUGAGACGGUCAAAUUUGUUAGAAGCGAUCAGCUCGGCCAUGUGGACGAAGGUACUUUGGUGGGGAAUACGAAACACGAGCCAUGGCUGCACGAGCUGACUCCAGAGACCAAGCUUGUGAUUUUGAAUCAAGGGCUGCAUAUUCAAAAGGACGGGGAUCACACCAAGAGCCUGACAGCAGCGAUCCGGCUCAUUCGAAGUCGGCUCCCGCACGCGCUCGUGAUCUUUCGAAGCACCAGCAUCGGCCACCUCAGCUGCGAGAUGUAUGAAGGUCCACUUGCGUUGGAACAGAGCAACGAUCAGCUCCCUUACGGGUGGGAUAACGUGAGGAGGCAGAAUGAAAUUGCGAAGAAGAUUGCGGCCGACCUAGGCGUUGUGUACAUGGACGUUAUGAGGAUGACCGCUCUGCGUCCAGACUCCCAUCUGAAGCCUUUUCAAGAUCAGGACUGCUUACAUUACUGUGUGCCCGGGCCCCUUGACGCUUGGGUCUCGGUCCUCUACAACCUACUAUUAGCAAAUGCUACGCUUGCAUAAAUGAUAAAGGCACAUGCGCCAUUUGAGAAGAGCAGGAACAGUCGGUCGCCAUUCAGUAAACCGUACCAGCGUUCAAGCGUUCAACUUUCGUCAGGUCCGACGCUAAAUAUCAUCUAUGAAACGUUCCAGGAGUUCAGCGCAGACCUUACGUUACCUGCUAAAUUGUUUACCAUCAUACUGUCCGUUACCGCUUGUACUAUAAUUGGUGAGAUCUGGGCCAGACAAUCUAGAUUUCUAACGAUAUUAAGUGACUCUGGUACUGUAUCCACAAAUUAUAGCCAAUUUUUUAAAAGAGAUUGUCUUUCAGUUUUUGGCAGCUUUUUCUAAGUACCGUUUCUCAAUAAAUGUGCCGCAAAGUUGGAAGAUUUUCAGACUAAUUCCG